Psammomys obesus (fat sand rat) is the source of this 1267-nucleotide messenger RNA. RefSeq names its product RWD domain containing 2A (gene Rwdd2a). Bases 80 to 958 code for a protein of 292 amino acids. Gene Ontology annotation, molecular function: protein binding. Lineage: Eukaryota; Metazoa; Chordata; Mammalia; Rodentia; Muridae. The transcript is spliced from 3 exons. The record is from RefSeq and is a predicted model, not a curated record.
CCGGGAAACUGCGGCUGCGGUUCGGAGCGGGUUCGGGGGCUGCUUGGCUUGAAUGAGCUCGAAGGAUUGAUUUGGAGACAUGUCAGCGUCGUUAAAAGAAAGCCUUCAGCUUCAGCUGCUGGAGAUGGAAAUGCUGUUGUCUAUGUUCCCUAACCAAGGAGAAGUAAAACUUGACGAUGUAAACGCCCUAACAAACAUAAAGAGGUAUCUGGAAGGCACUAGGGAAGCGCUCCCACCCAACAUCGAAUUUGUGAUCACGCUCCAAAUUGAGGAGCCCAAGGUGACAAUUGAUUUGCAAGUAACCAUGCCACACAGCUACCCAUACGUGGCUUUGCAGCUGUUUGGACGGUCACCUGAGCUUGACAGACAGCAGCAGCUUCUUCUCAACCAAGCUCUCACUGCUUAUCUCGGGACCUUUGAUCCAGGUGAGCUGUGCGUCUGUGCAGCAAUCCAGUGGCUGCAGGACAACAGCGCAUCCUACUUCCUCAACAGAAAGCUGUCAGGUGAGCCAUCCACACAAGCAAAGCCAGUCAAGAACACAUUCCUCCGAAUGUGGAUCUACAGCCACCACAUAUAUCAGCAGGACCUAAGGAAAAAGAUUUUGGAAGUGGGGAAAAGGUUAGAUGUGACUGGAUUCUGCAUGACGGGAAAGCCUGGCAUAAUCUGUGUGGAGGGCUUCAAGAAUCACUGUGAGGAAUUCUGGCACACCAUCCGAUACCCCAACUGGAAACACAUUUCCUGUAAGCACGCAGAGAGCGUGGAGACGGAGGGGGAUGGUGAGGACCUGCGCCUCUUCCAUUCUUUUGAGGAAUUACUCCUUGAGGCCCAUGGUGACUAUGGACUGAGGAAUGAUUAUCACAUGAACCUGGGCCAGUUCCUAGAGUUCCUCAGAAAACACAAAAGUGAGCAUGUUUUCCAAAUACUAUUUGGUAUUGAAAGCAAAAGUUCAGAGUCCUAAGACUCUACUCAAAUGUCUAUGCUUGUCAUUACAUUAAGUAUUUAUGUUACUAAGGCCAAAAUAAAAAAAUAAAAUAAAAAAAGCCAGUAACUAUAUAGAAUUCUGGGUUUAAAAAAAAAAAACAAAAAAACAAAAAAAACCCUUGUUGUAGAAAUUUCCAUCUGCUAACAAAGCAAAUGCGCCUUUUAACUUUCUGUCAGUGUAACUGUGUUGUUUCCAUGUUUCUGUGUAAUGUCGUACCUGAAUAGCAUUGAAUUAUAAAUUAAUAAAGUAAUAUAUUUAACCAGAGAAACUUGGUUCAACAAGUCC